AUGGUUCAACGAGCAAUGGUGCGGAUUGGCCUGCCGCCUCCGGCCUUGUUUGAAUAUCCUGAUCUCUCUGCGCCGCCCACGAUCCAGUUCCCAGUGUCAGCUCUUCGCCUCGGGAAAUAUCAGCUUCCACAGUCAUUCUUUACAGUCUCUACAAAUCUACUGUUUGCUGCUACGACAUGCGUUCUCUACCUCACGGUUGUGGCUUAUUUCAACCGAUACAAUGCUCUUAAGAAGAAGCCAUGGGCUAUCAGUCGCACCAGGGUCUUCCAACAUGCGGUGAUAACCCAUAAUCUGAUCUUGACAGCUUUCUCAGCCUGGGCAUUCUCCGCAGCGCUGAACUCACUGGUGUCUUCAUGGCCUGCCAGACAAGACGAAUUGUACCUGACCCGCGCAGCGGACCUUAUAUGUCUUGGGGGCGAAUUUGCAGGUCACCAAGAGGUUGCGUCGAGGGUGAUGUUCAUCGGUUGGUUAUUCUACCUGUCCAAGUUCUACGAGAUAUGCGACACGGCGAUCAUUGUUUUGAAGGGCCGCCAGGUCUCGGCUUUACAUAUGUAUCACCAUGCCGGUGUUAUUUUCUGCGGGUGUGCGGUGAUACGCUUCAGUUGUACCCCCGUGAUAAUCGCGCUUGUGUUCAACUCUGCUGUUCACACCGUAAUGUAUACAUACUAUAGCAUGACUGCAUUACGCAUUCCCGUCCUCCUUGCGACCAAAGCUGCCUUGACGUCGCUACAAAUCGCACAAUUCUUCGUCGGAAUGUUGCUGGGAUGCGUGUUCGUCCUGCUUGAAUAUGAUGUCCCCUUUUCGGGCCCGCGGUUCGAGCGGGAUGAGCAACAGCAGUAUCCUCCUUACAAUGUGACACCGCAGGUAUCCGGAGGACAGCGGACGCAAGAUCUAAAGACCGUGCGAUGCGUGAAGGACAGUCGUCAGGCCUAUGUUGUCGGGGUCGGAAUGGGGUUCGUUCUGUACCUCAUGUGUAUGUUUUCGAGGUUCUAUGUGCAGUCAUACCUUCAGCACUGGCGGCCUUUCAACUUGAAGAAGGGAGUCUCCUGACACCUCUAGUAGGCAUAGGGGAAUUACUUACUCGCUCGACGUUUUUGGCAAAGUCUGCUCUUUUUGUCGUUGUUUUGAUGCUACCUUAGUCAUACUCUCAGGUCCGGUCUGCAGC
Messenger RNA from Aspergillus saccharolyticus JOP 1030-1, 1165 nucleotides. RefSeq lists its product as uncharacterized. Gene Ontology annotation, cellular component: endoplasmic reticulum membrane. Gene Ontology annotation, molecular function: fatty acid elongase activity. The transcript is spliced from 2 exons. Gene Ontology annotation, biological process: fatty acid elongation, monounsaturated fatty acid; sphingolipid biosynthetic process; fatty acid elongation, saturated fatty acid. Lineage: Eukaryota; Fungi; Ascomycota; Eurotiomycetes; Eurotiales; Aspergillaceae. The record is from RefSeq and is a predicted model, not a curated record. Bases 1 to 1050 code for a protein of 349 amino acids.